UUAAAAAUUUCGUUUGAAACUUAUUAACUUUUUUAAUUAAAAUAAACAAAGUUUGAUUAUUAAAAUAGACACCGUUUUAAAAUUUUGUAUAUUAAAAUGGAAAAAAUAAUUAGUAAGAGUAUUAAAGUAUGUAUCGAAAAAGUUUGGGUAUUAAAAAACUUAACAAAAUUUAUGUUGGGAUAUUUUUAUAGAAUUUUUCCUUUAAUUAAAUAAAUUUAUGACCCAAAUUACUUUUGUCUGAUCCAAGAUAUAUGCUAAAUUGCUAACAAUAUAUGUAAUACACAACUGUUUCACCAAGAGGUCAAUAGCUUUCCCAGCAAGUCAAAACCUUCUCUCUCCUCUCCACCAUGACAACAUUCGCUAUCAACGGACAGCUUACCACGCUACCGGCGGUUACGACCACCGGCUGUCAUCUCUCCACUAGCAGUAAAUAUUCCGCUCCUUCUUCCUCUUACGAACUCCGCUACAACGCUCCUUCCCCUCGCUUCCCAUCUCUUAGAUGUUGCUGCAGCUCACCUAACCGGAGCACGGAGCCUUCGUCUAGGGGCCAUCUCCUUCAAUCGUUGGGGAAGUCUCUUUUCUUCGGCUCGAUUUCGUCGAAUUUCAGCGGCGGAGGAGGAGGAGGAGGCGACGGGAACUUGGGUGGAUCUGGAGGAGGCAGAGGUGGAGGAGAUGGUGGCUUAUGGAGGGACUUGUUCUCUCUGGCGACUCCAGUGGCCGUCGCAGCCGAGGAACACUCACCGGAGUGGGAUUCUCACGGAUUACCGGCGAACAUUGUGGUUCAGCUGAACAAACUCAGUGGUUUGAAAAAGUACAAAAUCUCCGACGUUCUCUUCUUUGACCGGCGGAGCAAAACCACCGCCUCGGCAGAAGAUUCCUUCUCCGAGAUGGUACCGAUUCAUCCAGGAAAAGUCUACACAAAAGCUCAACUUCAGAAUGAGCUAGAAACCCUAACUACUUCGGGGAUGUUCGAAAAAGUCGAUCUCUUGGGGAACACGAAACCUGACGGAGCCCUAGGUCUCACAUUCUCUUUCCUUGAGAGCACGUGGAAAAACGCGGAGAGGUUCCGUUGCAUCAACAUCGGGCUAAUGACACAACCUGACCCGAUACCUCCUGACUCAGACAUGACGGACAGAGAGAUGAUUGAGUACAUGAGGAAGCAGGAUAAAGAAUACAAACGGAGGAUCGAGAAUGCGAGACCUUGUUUGCUUCCAGGACCGGUUCAAAGAGAGAUGAUGCUUAUGCUUAGAGACCAGACGAAUGUUAGUGCGAGGCUUCUGCGGAGGAUUGGUGAUAAAGUUUUGAAAUGGUAUCAUGACAAUGGGUAUCCGUAUGCUAAUGUUACCAACUUUGGAAACUUGAACAGCAAGGAACUUGUCUGUGAAGUUUCGGAAGGAGACAUAACAAGGCUUGUUAUCCAGUUUCAAGACAAGCUUGGUUAUGUCGUUGAAGGUCACACACAGAUUCCUAUCAUCCACAGAGAAAUUCCCAAACAGCUUCGUCCAGGUAAUGCGCUCAACAUGGAAGCUGCGAACCAAGCUGUGAAGAACAUUUUUUCUUUAAACUUGUUCUCUAACGUCGAGAUCAAUCCACGUCCUGAUGAGAAGAACGAAGGAGGUGUUGUUGUUGAGAUCAAGCUUAGGGAGGCAGAUCGGAAAUCAGCAGAAGUCAGUACAGAAUGGAGUAUUGUUCCUGGACCUGGAGGAGCUCCUUCGUUGGCUUCGCUCCAGCCAGGUGGAUCUGUUAGUUUCGAACAUAGAAACAUCCACGGUCUUAACCGAUCUCUCAUGGGUUCAGUGACCACUAGCAACCUCUUAGAUCCUGAGGUACGUACACUCGCUCGGUUUCUAUAUGAUUUUAUUCUGAUACAUAUCUGGUUCAAAACUGUACAUUUUUUUUUCUCUCAGGAUGAUCUUGCGUUUAAGCUUGAGUAUGUACACCCACAUGUAGACGGUGUUAACAAUCCUAGAAACCGUGUCUUCAAAACGAGCGCCUUCAACAGCAGGAAGCUCAGCCCAGUGUUCACUGGGGGACCCGGAUUUGAGGAACUAGUGCCUCCAUUGUUGGUGGACCGAGUUGGUAUAAAAGCUAAUAUUACCGAGAACUUCACCAGGCAGAGUAAAUCCACUUAUGGACUUGUUUUAGAAGAGAUAACAACGAGAGAUGGAAACAGUGAAAUCUCUACAAAUGGUGUGAGGUUAUUACCUAGUGGAGGAACCAGUGUUGAUGGACCUCCAACAACUCUAAGUGGUACUGGUAUUGAUCGUGUAGCCUUUCUACAAGCCAACGUAACCAGAGACAAGACCAAGUUUGUGAAUGGUGCUAUUGUUGGAGAUAGGACUGUGUUUCAGGUGGAUCAAGGGUUGGGUAUAGGAAACAAGUUCCCUUUCUUCAACCGCCACCAACUAAGUUUGACAAAAUUCAUUCAGCUUAAGCGUGUUGAACAAGGAUCCCGUAAACCACAACCGCCUGUGCUAGUCCUCCAUGGCCAUUACGGUGGCUGUGUAGGUGAUCUUCCAAGCUACGAGGCCUUUGGUAUUGGUGGACCUCACUCUGUUCGUGGCUACACCAUGGGAGAGCUAGGUGCCUCGAGAAACAUUCUCGAGUUGAGUGCUGAGAUUAGAGUCCCUGUGAAGAACACACAUGUGUAUGCAUUUGCUGAGCAUGGUAACGAUUUAGGGAGCUCAAAGGAUGUGAAAGGGAAUCCGACAGAGGCUUACAGGAGAAUGGGACAUGGCUCAUCGUAUGGUUUUGGUGUGAAACUCGGUCAAGUACGUGCUGAGUAUGCUGUAGAUCACAAUCGUGGAACCGGCGCUUUUUUUCUCCGGUUUGGAGAGAGGUAUUGAAGUUAAACCUACAAAUAAAACUCAUGUAACCUAAUCUUAGCCUUAUGAGAUUAAACUACAGAUGCAUUAUAGUUUUUUUAAUGAUUUUAUUGAAAACAAAUCAUAUUAUUCAUUACACAAAGAAAACCCAAAGGAAACAGAAAAACAUC
Brassica napus (rape) is the source of this 2995-nucleotide messenger RNA. RefSeq names its product protein TOC75-3, chloroplastic. Bases 348 to 2846 code for a protein of 832 amino acids. Gene Ontology annotation, biological process: chloroplast organization; protein import into chloroplast stroma. Gene Ontology annotation, cellular component: chloroplast outer membrane. Lineage: Eukaryota; Viridiplantae; Streptophyta; Magnoliopsida; Brassicales; Brassicaceae. The record is from RefSeq and is a predicted model, not a curated record. The transcript is spliced from 5 exons.